Pseudoliparis swirei is the source of this 599-nucleotide messenger RNA. RefSeq names its product general transcription factor IIH, polypeptide 5 (gene gtf2h5). Bases 16 to 447 code for a protein of 143 amino acids. Gene Ontology annotation, biological process: transcription by RNA polymerase II; nucleotide-excision repair; transcription initiation at RNA polymerase II promoter. The record is from RefSeq and is a predicted model, not a curated record. The transcript has 3 exons. Lineage: Eukaryota; Metazoa; Chordata; Actinopteri; Perciformes; Liparidae. Gene Ontology annotation, cellular component: transcription factor TFIIH core complex; transcription factor TFIIH holo complex.
AUAUAGCUAUUUAGAAUGAAUGAUAAUAACAUUUUUUUAAACUGUACUUAUAUCACGCGCAAUCCUUGGAUCGCAGAAGAUUGUCCCUCGGUGCAGCCCGUACGUCACCACAGCUUCAGAAACAGGAACAACCACAGCGCUCAGGUUUUUGAGGAUUGUUUUCGCAUCGACUGCUGGUUUCUCUGCUCCUGUCAACAUGGUCAACGUCCACAAAGGUGUCCUCGUCGAAUGCUGUUCCCUUUACUACCCUCUGCUCACUGGACCAGUGAUCCUGCCAUGAAGCAGUUCCUCCUCUACCUGGAUGAAAAAAUGGCCUUGGGAAAGAAGUUCAUCCUCAAGGACCUUGACGACACACACGUCUUCAUCCUUGCAGAGGUGGUUCAGAUCCUGCAGGAGAGAGUUGGCGAGUUAAUGGACCAGAAUUCUUACACCUUCACGCAGAAAUGAGACAGUCUUGCUCCUUGGAUUUGAGGCUGUUUAAGAGAUCGUCCUUAAAUGAACAAUUGUUUGCAAUGUUUUAACUGCAGACUGAAAUGGCACAGUUGAUAGCUUUUUGUUACAAUAUUGUCAAAAUAACUUUUAAAAAAGUUGUAAAAAUA